UCAAUACAAAAGUUGUAUAACGUAAACGAAUGCACACAAAUUAUAAAGUUUUACGUUGAAAGUGCCGGUGAUUUAUCGUUUAUGAGCAAUUUUUAAGUAAUUUUGAACAAGAAUGGCGUCUUUGUGUUUUGGUAAAAGCUUUCAGCUUGCUUCUAGACAGGCUGCUCUUCUAUCAUUUCAGGCAACACGCUCAGCUCAAGUUGCAGCAGCCACCAAAGCAGAAGAACGGCUAAAGAAAUUCAGUAUUUACAGAUGGGACCCCGAUAAGGCUGGCGACAAGCCAAGAAUGCAAACAUAUGAAGUAGAUCUUAACACGUGUGGCCCCAUGAUAUUAGAUGCACUGAUCAAGAUCAAGAACGAGAUUGACCCCACAUUGACCUUUCGGAGGUCGUGUCGGGAGGGCAUCUGUGGGUCGUGCUCCAUGAAUAUCAACGGAACCAACACACUGGCUUGUAUAUGUCGAGUGGAUUCCAAUCUGAAGAAGGCCAUCAAGAUCUACCCACUUCCCCACAUGUACAUCAUUAAGGAUCUGGUCCCGGACAUGAGUAACUUCUAUGCUCAAUACACAUCAGUGGAGCCGUAUUUGAAACGCAAGGAGAAAGUGGAGUAUGGCAAAGAGCAGUAUAUACAAUCCAUCGAGGACAGAGCUAAACUGGACGGACUCUACGAGUGUAUCCUCUGUGCUUGCUGUAGUACCUCCUGCCCAAGCUACUGGUGGCAUUCUGAUAAGUACCUCGGCCCAGCUGUCCUCAUGCAAGCUUAUCGCUGGAUGAUUGACAGCCGAGAUCACUACCAGACAGAGCGUCUCGCUAGGAUGCAAGAUUCGUACUCCGUCUAUAAAUGCCACACCAUCAUGAACUGCACUAAAACGUGCCCAAAGGGAUUGAAUCCAGGCAAGGCAAUCGCCGAGAUCAAGAAGAUGUUGUCUACAUUUAAGAAGAAGGACUUACAGCCUGCUAGCGCUUAGAGACGUCGCUCCGUUCGCUCCCAGACCCGACUUCAACCCGCCUCAUAAGCCAUUUUGAAAUUAUGUCGGACACCGUACUGCAGCACUAUUAGGUUUGGGUAAAUUUGUCUGUAGACACCCAAACUAAAAUGAUGUCUUUUGUAGCGCCGGAAUUCACAAAAGUGCUCGUGGCUCUUGCUUCAAUCAAGAAGUUCCCUCUCGGUUGUCCUCCAGCAGUGCAAAAGCUUUUAUAAUUUCCACCAUAUCUCGAAAAGGCUUAUAAUAGACUCUGCCCCCCCUGUCAUACAGUAAUACAGGAUCCUCGACAAUCGCAGGGUCUAUUCCCUUGGUUAUCAUAGACCCUUUACAAAUCCCUGGCUUUGGCUUUAGAUUCGGCUUAUGUUGGCAUAGUCUCUAAUGUAUGUAUUAUAAAACACCUCUUUAAGUUACUUUUUGGAGUUGAACAAAGAAUUGACUAGAGUGGGAUUCGAACCAACGACCUCCGGAUUAACGUGCCGGCGCUCUACCAACUGAGCUAUCUAGCCCUAUAUUUGCGGUGUCCCUAUUAAUUUUGUCAAUAUCUUUGUUGGUGGGGUGCCAUAAUUUGUUCUAUAAAUUACUUACAGAUACAUAACCAAGAAAUGUUUAGCAGAAGAGAAUGUUACAUUAUUACGUACACUCUGCUAGUAACAAACAUUAAAACAUGUAGAUACAGAAAAAUAGAAUUCCUUAAUAAAUGCAAGAAGAAGUGUUUAAAAGCAGUACGAGUUGGUUGUUUUGAUGAGAAUUGAGUUUAACCAAUUUAAGCUUGUAGCUGUGAAUAAAAUAGGAAAUACAUUGUUAUUGCAUAUCUUCAGUGUGCUUUAAUGGACCACAAUGGAUUUUUGAAUAGGGAAAUGUUUAUCAGGGCCAAUUAUUAAAGCCUGUAAGCAAAUAAAUGUACUGUAAACAGCUUCAUUAAAAUGGGCCCAGGCCUUAAAACAGGUAAAAGGUGUGUAUAACAUAAGUAGGAUUGGAAAAAUGAGUGCUCACGGAUUUGCACUUAACUUACAUUGUGUACAUGUUAUAAAGAUUGUCGUCGUCGUUAUGGAAAACUUUCCUUGAAAUGGUUUUGCCGACAAACUUCAGUUUUUGAAAAAUUAGUUUUAAUUUCGCGGGUCUGAGACCCAAUGUGUGAAACCCAAUGGUUUAAAACAGCGAUGGAUUUUUUUCACUAAUUUCUUGUGACUCUGAUGACCAAUUGAGCUUGAACUUUCAGAGGUUUGUUAUUUUAUGAACAUGUUCGGUCUCUCACAAAAAUGCAGAUACUUGGUCUUUGACAAUAUUUUCACCAAUGUUACCCACAUGCUUUCGAUUUGGUAGGUAAUUUAGUUGACAGCUGGACAGAGUCAAAUAUUCCAGUUAAAUUUAAUAAUUCUAUACUCUGUUUUUGGAAAGAAUUCACACUGUUUUUGGAAAGAAUUCACACAUCCUAUGUGUGCAGAUUACAGUACGAUAGACUACAUUAUCUCAGUCGACUUGGUUUUCAAAAAAAUGUUCAACGUUUUAUUGUGUAAACUUUAGGUUGGUUCAAAUUAUUUUGCAAUAUUUGAAAGGAAUGCUGUGUACAUGAUGUAUACAGUAUUACGGAUAAUAAAACAGACAAUUGAAACAUCAACUGUUUUUUAACUGGUCACAUUUAUUACAGGAUUUCGGGAAAUAUAUUUGUUGGCUUUUAUUUUACAUUAUUGCAUUUACAACACGGCAACAUGCUAUGGAUAUUAAGUAACGCUAUGCUGUCAUUAAAAUUACAAGCUUUCUUGAAAAUUUAUUUCACAAACUGCUGCUUUAAACUAAAGUAUCUCUUGUGUUAUGAUAAUUAUAUUAAGUUGAAAUAUCCACAAGUUGAUCUUUAAAUAAUAUAUAAAAAAAAUUGGGGGGGGGGGGGGGAGAAACAAGUUUUUAUAUAGUCAUGUAUGAUGUAUUGGUUGACAUCAUAGAGCUAUACAGCUCUAUGGUUGACAUGAGUACUUGAGCAGACUGUUGUUUUAUUUUACUGCUAAAUGUAUAAGUACGCCUUCUUUUCAGACUGCUGUUUCAUGUAUUGGCUAUGCAUACAUUGCUGAAAGGCUUAUUCUUCAAUGUUGUCCCUACAGCCAACGACCAUUGCCGUAGCUGAAAUUGUUUCCUUUGGACACAGCCAGAGAUUAAAUCGGAUCAAGUUAUUAUUUGGUGAGGGUUGAUAAUUUCAAAUUUCCAAACUUGACGAUAUGGGCCUAAUUUCAUGGCUCUACUGACCAUAGGCAAAGAACUGCCGCUUACGGCAGCGGGAAAUUCCGUGGAUUAUGUCAAGCGUAUUUCACAGGUUAGCAGGGAAUGUUUGCUUGUGCGUGUGUGUACUCCACAUUACUAGGCAUUCUUCGCUUACGCAGCUAGCACAUAUUUGACGCUUGCACAGUGA
Asterias rubens (European starfish) is the source of this 3386-nucleotide messenger RNA. Its product is annotated as succinate dehydrogenase [ubiquinone] iron-sulfur subunit, mitochondrial-like. Bases 113 to 967 code for a protein of 284 amino acids. The transcript is spliced from 8 exons. Gene Ontology annotation, biological process: tricarboxylic acid cycle; aerobic respiration; respiratory electron transport chain. Lineage: Eukaryota; Metazoa; Echinodermata; Asteroidea; Forcipulatida; Asteriidae. The record is from RefSeq and is a predicted model, not a curated record. Gene Ontology annotation, cellular component: mitochondrial membrane. Gene Ontology annotation, molecular function: electron transfer activity; 2 iron, 2 sulfur cluster binding.